CUCUUAUCCAAACCAACUAGAUCGAUCAACUAAGUAAAAUGGUGAAAGAACAUCUUGAGCAAGGCAAAGAAUUUGCGGUCCAACUUCAAAGUCUACUUCAACAACCUCUUGCACAUCAUAAUAAAUCAGUCUCACCUCAUGACCUUAUACUUAAAAUCUUGACUUGUUUCACUAAGGCUCUCUCUAGCGUAACUGGUUCCAAAGAUUUUAGCAGCGAGUUUAGGUUGAAGGACAAGCAAAUCGUGAAGAAUCGACGAGGUUGCUAUGGGAGAAAAAGAAAAGCAUUAGAUUCAUGGACGAGAGAGACUACAAUAACGGAAGAUGGACAUGCAUGGAGGAAAUACGGACAGAAGGUUAUACUUAACUCAAAAUAUCCAAGGUGUUACUAUAGGUGCAGUCACAAGUAUGAUCAAGAGUGCUAUGCCACUAAACAAGUUGAGAGAAUUAAAGAGGAGGAGCCAAUUAUUUAUCGAACUACAUAUUUUGGACAUCACGUUUGUAAACGUCCACAAAUCAUGAUCACCACUUCACGAGAAGAGUCAAAAUUACAACAUAGUUGUGAUAAAUCUUGUGCACUAGAUUGGCAGGAUUUAAUUCCUGAUUUUUCUCUUGAAGGUGUGGUUUCAUCUUAUAAUGACUUGAAUGGUUUGGAUAUGGACAACGUAGGUGAAUUUGGUGAUUUUCACUUUGAGGCAUUAGAGUUUUCUUGA
Molecule: messenger RNA, 710 nt
Organism: Solanum tuberosum (potato)
Lineage: Eukaryota; Viridiplantae; Streptophyta; Magnoliopsida; Solanales; Solanaceae
Product: probable WRKY transcription factor 70
Exons: 3
Coding region: 39-710 (223 amino acids)
Biological process (GO): regulation of DNA-templated transcription
Molecular function (GO): DNA-binding transcription factor activity; sequence-specific DNA binding
Source: RefSeq, a predicted model, not a curated record